CGCCACAGCAGGCUUCCCACUCGACCCACCCAUGUCUGUUGUUUGAAACAAGACUCAACAAGCGGUGGUGGCCGGCAAGCGGCGCUGGGGAUGCGAUGGCGGUGGCACUUGCAUAUGUACGUAACGUAUGGAACUUCAACGGACGGCUGUGCUCGCUAUCCACCAAUUGGCGAGCCCGUCGUAAUAGCGUUCUGGCCCAGCUGCAUUCUCAAAACGCCUCCUUGGUUUCGUGCCUCCCAGAUUCCCAUAUUCCCACGGAGCUUUCCCACCGCCUGAUUCUGAAUCGUAUAUAAGCUGCCGGGUUUCUCGUCCGUCCUCUGCUCACGCUCAGCAAGACUAUCCUUUCUCGAACGACCCUCUUUCUUCGUUCUUUACAUACCAAGUUCAACCGUCUUCUCCUGCUCACAGCGCUAGUUCCCGAAGCACAGUCAGACUAAAAUGCGCUCAGCAUUCCUCUUUGCCGCCGCGGCGACGCUGGCAUCGCUAUCUACAUCCUUCGGCGCCCCGCUCAUCGGCGUUCCACCAUCGGACUACCCAUCGAACAACGUGGCUAGCCAAGCUCAGCAGAUCCAGUCCUCUGGUUCUGGCGUUGAGAUCGUCGACGUUGGCGCACCGAACGUUUCAAGCCAAAGCUCAACUCCAUCUGCUACCACGGCCGCUACCGGAGGCGUCGAAGUAGUUGCCAACGCUGAUUCCACCGCGGCUUCUUCCACGUCUUCCACCGACGCAUCUGCUAGUGCGACAUCCGCGGCCGUGGAGGUUGUGGCUGUCAACUCUGAAUCUGCGUCUGCUGCCAUCACAACUGCUACCGAAUCUGCUUCAGCUGCCAUCACAACUGCUACCUUCUCUGGCGACCAGACCACCGCUACAUUCGGAGGCGUCACAGACGCAACCUUCACAGCGUCCGCUUCGGCAGGUGUGUCCGGAGAUGUUGUUACCGUCACGUUUCUCGCCGACCCAAGUGUUGCCACCCAAACCACCUUCGUCGCCAACCAAGCGGCAUCUACUACCGCCGACUCAUCCAAUGUCAACUCUGCGGCCUCAUGCGCUGCCGCCGCCACAGUUACCGAAACUACGACCGUUGGCAGCAAUGGAAGUGGGAAUGGUCAUGGAAAUGGUGGCUAUGGUGGCUAUGGUGGCUCGGGAGGCGCGACAGAGACCGUGACAACUACCGAGACCGUCAACAACGGCGCAAACGCAGCCGCCACUGAAACCGUUACCCACACGAUGAUCGAGACCACCACUGUCGGCGGCGACAAGGCACUAGCCACGGAAACCGUCACCCACACCAUGACCGAGACCGAGACCAAGACCGUCGGCGGCGACAGGGGAAUGGGAAUGGGAGCUACCGAGACAGUUACCCACACAAUGACCGAGACCAAGACCGAAGCCGCUGCUAGCGUCGCCCCCGAGACGAUCACUCAGACUGCCGAAGCCCAGACCGUCACCCAGACCGAAACCGCUGCCGCUGAUGCCCAAACAGUUACGCAUACCAUGACCGAGACCAAGACGGAAUCUGCGAACGUCGCAGCAGCAACGGUUACCCACACGAUGACCGAGACCAAGACGGAGACCGCCAAUGCGGCUGCAGCGACGGUUACGCACACUAUGACUGAGACAAAGACGGAAACUGCUGCCGCCGGUGCGAAGACAGUCACGCACACCAUGACUGAGACCAAAACCGAGAGCGCCGCGGCCCUCACCGUCACCCAGACUGCCCUCCAGACUGUUAGCGCCGCGCAAGCCACAGUCACGCACACCAUGACCGAGACCAAAACCGAGAGCGCCGCUGCCCUCACCGUCACACAGACUGCCCUCGAGACUGUCAGCGCCGCGCAAGCGACAGUCACUCACACCAUGACCGAGACCAAGACCGAGAGCGCCGCUGCCCAGACCGUGACCCAGACUGCCCUCCAGACCGUCAGCGCCGCGCAAGCCACAGUCACGCACACCAUGACCGAGACUAAGACCGAGAGCGCCGCUGCCCAGACCGUGACCCAGACUGCCCUCCAGACCGUCAGCGCCGCGCAAGCCACCGUCACGCACACCAUGACCGAGACCAAGACCGAAAGCGCUGCCGCCGUCACGCAAACUGUCGAGAUGGUGAAAACCGUUGAGAUGGUGAAAACCGUCGAGAUGACCCAAACCGUCACCGUCCAAGCCUCUGCAACAACCGCCGCUGCAGAACAGAACAAGUACAACCAGCACAAUCAAAACCGGUAUGACCAAGCGAAGGCCGCCGAACAGGCCAAGAUGGCGCACAGGAAGAAGUACGGAUACUAG
Fimicolochytrium jonesii is the source of this 2283-nucleotide messenger RNA. RefSeq lists its product as uncharacterized. The coding region runs from base 439 to 2283 and encodes 614 amino acids. Lineage: Eukaryota; Fungi; Chytridiomycota; Chytridiomycetes; Spizellomycetales; Powellomycetaceae. The record is from RefSeq and is a predicted model, not a curated record. The transcript has a single exon.